AUGUCUUCAACGCAGGCUCCCGAGAAGCCCAUGAGCGAGAAGCAGCGGCUGAAGCUUGAGAAAUUCAAGCAGAAGCAGGAGAGUCUUGCCAGACAGCCGCAGCAGACAUUGGACAAGAAGGCCAGAAGGCUGGCUCCUCCUGCUGUCUCGGCCAAAGAUUGGGUUGAAGAGACACCUGCUGGGCAUCGAAAGAUCUUGAAGCCUUUGGAUGACGACUUUCACAAGGCCUAUCUACCCAACGUCGUCGAAUCUGCAUGGUAUAGCUUCUGGGAGAACCAGGGCUUGUUCAAGCCGCAAACAGAAAAGGAUGGUAGCCUCAAGCCAAAAGGCAAAUAUGUAAUUGCCAUGCCGCCGCCAAAUGUGACGGGAAAGCUACACAUCGGACACGCCCUGGCGCUCUCGCUAGAAGACACGCUCAUCAGGUGGCAUCGCAUGCGACAGUUCACAACACUCUACAUCCCCGGCUGCGAUCAUGCCGGUAUUGCAACUCAAGCCGUCAUCGAGAAGCAGCUUGCCAAGAAUCCGAUCAAUGGCAAGUCCAAGAGGCAAGACUUCAGUCGAGAAGAAUUUGUCCAGCUAUGCCAGGACUGGAAGGAGGACUAUCGGAAGAACAUCAACAAUGCGGCACGCAGGCUCGGCAUCUCUCCAGACUGGUCUCGAGAAGCCUUCACGAUGAGUCCGCAGUUGUCUAAAGCUGUCACCGAGACCUUUGUGCAGCUACACGAAGAAGGCCUGAUAUACCGAGCCAACAAGCUUGUACAUUGGUCGUGCCGUCUCUCCACAGCCCUGUCUAACCUGGAAGUCGACCAAAAGGAAAUUGAAGGGACGACGAAGCUUGAUGUGCCGGGUUAUGACCGAAAGGUUGAAUUCGGAACACUCACGUAUUUUAAAUACCAGAUCGAGGGUUCUGAUCAAACGAUAGAGGUUGCAACAACACGACCCGAGACGAUGUUGGGCGACACUGGCAUUGCCGUGCAUCCCCAAGACGAUCGAUACAAAGAUUUUGUGGGCAAGACUGCAAUCCACCCUAUUAUUCCCGGCAGAAAAUUGAAGAUUAUUGCCGAUGAAUACGUUGAAAGGGAAUUCGGUACUGGCGCAGUCAAACUUACACCCGCCCAUGAUUACAACGACUUCAACCUCGGCAAGAAGCAUGGCCUGCCCUUUAUCAACAUCCUCAACGAAGACGGUACUCUUAAUAGCAACGCUGGACCUUAUGCCGGGGAGAAGAGGUUCAAUGCAAGAUACCGCAUCAUUGAAGAGCUCAAAAGUCUUGGCCUCUAUACGAAGUCGGAGCCGAAUAAAAUGACUGUUCCGAUUUGCAGUCGAUCAGGAGACAUUGUCGAGCCGCUUCUCAAACCACAAUGGUGGAUGAAGAUGGAAUCGCUGACGAAACCUGCCAUUGAAGUAGUUGAAAGUGGUGAGCUGAUCAUUAGGCCGGAUGUACAAAGGCGAUCAUAUCUGCAGUGGAUGCGAAAUCUUCAGGAUUGGUGUCUAUCAAGACAACUAUGGUGGGGUCAUCAGAUACCAGCGUACUUUGUCAGUCUCGAAGGCGACGACGCCGGUGACGAUGCUGAUGACAAAUACUGGGUGUGUGGCAGAACAGAACGUGAAGCUCAGGACAAGGCAGAGCAAAGAUUUCCAGGCAAGAAGCUGACACUUCGGCGUGAUGAGGACGUCUUGGACACUUGGUUCAGUUCUGGACUUUGGCCUUUUAGCACUCUUGGGUGGCCAGACAAGACGGAAGAUUUGGAAAAGUAUUUCCCAAACUCCACUUUAGAGACUGGUUGGGACAUUAUUCCCUUCUGGGUAAGCCGUAUGAUCAUGUUCUCUCUGAAGUUGACUGGAAAAGUCCCUUUUACAGAGGUCUACUGUCAUGGCUUGAUUCGCGAUAGCGAAGGCCGAAAGAUGUCCAAGUCACUCGGCAAUGUCGUUGACCCAAUCGAUAUAAUCGACGGUAUUAGUCUCGAAGGCCUGCACCAGAAGCUGCGACAGGGUAACCUGGCCCAAAGCGAGAUCAAAAAUGCUGAAAAGUACCAGAAAAAGGCAUUCCCGCAAGGCAUUCCCGACAUUGGGGCCGAUGCCUUGCGGUUCUCACUCGUCAACUACACGCAGUCAUCCGGCGGCGAUAUCAACUUUGACGUUAAGACGAUGCACGGCUACAGAAAGUUUUGCAACAAGAUCUACCAGGCCACAAAAUAUGUCCUCGGAAAACUUGGUGAUGAUUUUGUUCCUCGCGAAAGCUCCGCUCUGACAGGAAAGGAGAGUCUGCCUGAGCGAUGGAUCUUGACAAAGAUGAAUACCGCUGCGAAGCAAAUCAACCAGGCACUCGAGGCGCGCGAGUUCGCCAAAUCGAGCCGAGUUAGUUACCAGUUCUUGUACGAUGAGCUGUUUGACAUCUUUAUUGAGAAUUCCAAGUCGAUAAUCUCGGAUGGCACGCCCGAGGAAGCUCGUUCGGCCAUGGACACGCUGUACACCGCACUUGAGACUGGCCUGCGACUUGUGGCCCCAUUCAUGCCCUUCCUGACUGAAGAGCUGUGGCAGCGGCUACCACGCAGACCAGGCGAUGAAACAUGUUCAAUCUCGAUUGCCGAGUAUCCAGAGUUUGAAGAGUCGUUCCAUGAUCCGAAAUCCGAGGUAGCCUAUGAGCUUGUACUAGGCUGCUCGAGAGGUUUCCGUGUUCUCCUGGCAGACUAUGCCGUUAAAGAGAAUGGCGUAGCUUACAUCAUACCUCUCAGCCAAACGACGCAUGACACAGCGUCUGCUCAAUUAUCCGCCAUCAAGUCACUCAGCAGCAAGACGCCGGUAGAUAUUAGCAUUCUGCCGGUUGGAAGUGCCAGUCCAGCUGGUUCCGCAGUCUUUCCUAUUUCCGCCGAGGCAAAUGUCUAUCUUGAAGUCAAGGAUCGCAUACAAGAUGCCGGAAAAGAGGUUGAAAAGUUCAAGGCAAAGUUGGCUGAGGCAAGAAGGGAUCAAGAGAGUAACGACGCGCAUAGGGCAGAUUUGAGUAAGUUACAGGACAUUGAUGCGGCCGAGGCCCGGCAGGUGGUUGAGCGCCGAACGCUGGAUCUCGAAGCUAGAUUGCGGGCGUUGGAAGAGACGGUUGCGAUGCUUCAGAAGAUGGUGGUUUAG
Trichoderma atroviride IMI 206040 is the source of this 3126-nucleotide messenger RNA. RefSeq lists its product as uncharacterized. Gene Ontology annotation, molecular function: aminoacyl-tRNA deacylase activity; valine-tRNA ligase activity; ATP binding. NCBI's taxonomy places the organism in Eukaryota, Fungi, Ascomycota, Sordariomycetes, Hypocreales, Hypocreaceae. Gene Ontology annotation, cellular component: cytosol. The record is from RefSeq and is a predicted model, not a curated record. Gene Ontology annotation, biological process: valyl-tRNA aminoacylation.